Molecule: messenger RNA, 8461 nt
Organism: Protopterus annectens (West African lungfish)
Lineage: Eukaryota; Metazoa; Chordata; Ceratodontiformes; Protopteridae
Gene: CDK12
Product: cyclin dependent kinase 12
Exons: 15
Coding region: 686-5338 (1550 amino acids)
Biological process (GO): protein phosphorylation; positive regulation of transcription elongation by RNA polymerase II; transcription elongation by RNA polymerase II
Cellular component (GO): cyclin/CDK positive transcription elongation factor complex; nucleus
Molecular function (GO): ATP binding; cyclin-dependent protein serine/threonine kinase activity; RNA polymerase II CTD heptapeptide repeat kinase activity
Source: RefSeq, a predicted model, not a curated record
UUUUAGUUAGUUCUUGCGCAUUGGAAGACAGAAAAGGAAGUAGUCGCGGGUAGGCGGAACAUUUGUCAAGAAAAAAAGACUGACAGGUUUGCUACUUCCGACGGUUCUGUAAAGCUACCAGCCGCUGGAGAGAAGCCACAAUGGCGUCAGUGUUUUCGGCAUAGUAACAGGGGUUAGAUCUGUUUAAAAUCCGCUUCCAUCGCCCUAAAAACGGGAGAGAUAGAUUCCCUGGGCUAUUAUAACAAAACUAGAACAAUUACCGCACAAAUAUGUACAGCCAUUUGAGACCAAAAGCAAUUAAAUAGAGGAAAAUUAAGGAUAUAAAGUUCAUAAACUGAAAAUCAAGUUUCAUUUUCUGUUUUAAAACCCAGUGCUGUUUGGAUUCCAAGUAUUUCUGUGUUUGGACUCCAAAAUCAUAAACUGAAGGGAUAAAGUACUUACUUUUAAAUCUGGAAGUGGCUUCAGAACACAAAAUUUCUGAGUAUAUUUGGAUCUAAACAUAAAACUCAAAGGACGUAGAGCGCACCGCAUAGUGUGCCCUACAGAUGAACAACGUUCGUUUGAACUGUUGUGCAAUCUAUUUUCAGUGUAGGAAUAAAAGAAAGAGAAGAUGAUGUGAAUGUUUUUAAAAAGAAGAGGGCUUUUUUUGUUUUGGUUUGCGCAGCCCUUUCUGCAGCAUUAAGGAAUGCCAAACUCAGAGAGACAUGGGAGUAAGAAGGAUGGAGGAGGGUCAGGCUCCUUGCAGCAGAGCAGCAACAGCAGCACUUCAAACAGCAGAGACAGACAUAGGCCUUCCUCUAAGCACAAGAAACACAAAUCUAAGCACUCCAAAGACUCACCAGUUAUUCAGGAGCCACCACCAACAGUGAAUGUUCUUAAGCCAUUGGUGGAAUAUGAUGAUAUAAGUUCAGAUUCUGAUACUUUCUCUGAUGGUCUUGCAGUUACUUUGGAGAAAAAGGAACAUGAAGAAAAAAAAAGCGCAGAUAAGAAUGAAAAAACACACAGACAUCGGCAUACCCAUAAGCGACCCAAAGAAUCUCAUAAGGUUAAACAGGUUGAAAAGGAAAGGAAACCAGACAAAAAUUUGGAGAAUGCUGGUAAAUCUGGGGUAAGUAAGGAUAAGGACCGAUCAUCUGGGUCUUCAAAGCGACAAACAGCGGAUUAUGAUGACCAUGGGAAAAAGGACUAUGUGUCGCAGUCUUCGUCAAAAACUAGUAGCCGGGAUUCCAAGCUGACGAAAAUACACAAAGAAAAGAGCAGGAGGGACAGGGAUGUAAAAUCUGGACAGAAGGACCGUCUAAAAAGUCACAGAAAAAACAAGGACCCAGUAAAAAGUUACAAAAGUUCAGACAGUCCCAGAAGGAGAUCUAGGAGUCCUCAUCGAAAGCGGUCUGUCAGUCCAAGAAGAGACGAUAGUCCUGUUGCAGCUUAUGGUUUGGACUAUGACGUAAGCCCUUCAAGGUCUCAUACAUCUAGUAACUAUGAUUCUUAUAAAAGGAGUCCUAUGGUAUCUUCCCGUAGGCAGUCUUUGAGCCCAGUGUACAAGGAGCCUGCUGCUUAUCAAAGCAGUACUCGGUCACCCAGUCCGUACAAUAGAAGGCAAAGGUCUGUCAGUCCUUAUAGCAGGCGGCGUUCUUCCAGUUAUGAUAGAGCCAGUGGAAGGUCGCCUAGUCCUUACAGCAGACGGCGUUCGGAUAGCCCGUAUAAGCGAUCACGAAGUAGAAGUCCUUUAUCAAGCUCUUUAUCCAGAUACGAAAACCUCUCACAUUUCCGAAGGAAACCUGCAAAAUCCCGAAGCCGAAGUCCUGUGUACUCCAGGCAUGCAUUAUCCCACAGCAGAAAGCCACGAGCCAGUUCCACUAGUCGUCAUUCCAGUACAUCACCCAGCAAGUUGCAGUUCAACUCCAGCCUUGGAGCAGAGCUAAGCAGAAAGAAAAAGGAGCGUGCUGCUGCAGCUGCGAAGCUGGAUGGGAAAGACACAAAAAACUCACCACUUUUACAGUCCAAGAAGGAAAACAGCACAAUUGAAUCCAAAGUGGCAGUUACGGACAAUAAAAAAGUAACGAAAACAGUUAAAACUGAAAAGCCUGCGUCGGACACAGACCUCACCAAUUCUUUGCAUUUAAAUACUGAGGAUAAAACUGUUGCAGCUGUUGAAAAUAAAACUGUUUUGGAAACUGUAAAGAAUGAAGAAAAUACUGAAAAAGUGUCUGCAACCCCUGUGCAAGAAUCAAGACCUUUGGAAGAGGAGAUCAAAGAGCCUGAGCCAGUGGUUGAGGAGGUGAACAAAGAGACUGAGGACACCUCACUACAACCACAAAUUGCUUCUCCCCCUCCACCUUUGCCGAACUCAACUCCCCCUCCCCAGACGCCACCUUUGCCUCCACCACCUCCGACUUCUCUACCUCACCUGCAAGGUGCACCACCACCCUCUGUUUCACCACGUCCAUCUCCCACACAGCCUACGUCUGCACAAGCACUUCCUUCAGUUUCUGCUCCUUUAUCAGCACUACCACCUCCACCACCUCCACCUCCUCCACCAUCAUCUACUCAGACAAAAACUUCUUUGUUGCAGUUCUCAUCUAAGGCAAACUCUCAGUCAUCUUUUCAGUCUCCUGCAAAGGCUCAGACAUAUCCAUCAUCUUUUUUGCCACAUCUGAAAACCUCUACGUUACCUCCACUGCCACUUCCUCCAAUUUUGCCAGGAGAUGAUGAGUUGGACAGUCCAAAGAAAACUCCCCCUUCAAAGCCAGUGAAAAAAACAAAGGAGAGAGAGCAGAGACCUUGUCGUUUACUGGCUGACCUCCCACUGCCUCCUCAGCUUGUUGGGGAAGAACCAUCGCCACCUCCAUCACCAGAACGUAAGAUAGUGAUUCUACCACAGCCAACACUAAAAAAGAGACCCAGAAUUUGCUGCCCUCGUUAUGGUGAAAGAAUGCAAUCAGAAAGUGACUGGGGAAAGCGUUGUGUUGAUAAAUUUGACAUCAUUGGUAUUAUUGGCGAAGGAACUUACGGUCAAGUGUACAAAGCCAAGGACAAGGAUACAGAUGAACUGGUAGCUCUGAAGAAGGUGCGACUAGACAAUGAAAAAGAGGGGUUUCCUAUCACUGCUAUACGUGAGAUUAAAAUCCUCCGUCAGCUAAAUCACCCCAGUGUUGUCAACAUGAAGGAAAUCGUGACAGAUAAACAAGAUGCUUUGGAUUUUAAAAAGGACAAAGGUGCUUUUUACUUGGUGUUUGAGUACAUGGACCAUGACCUUAUGGGACUUUUAGAGUCUGGCCUAGUGCAGUUCACUGAGAACCACAUCAAGUCAUUCAUGAAGCAGUUGAUGGAAGGGCUGGACUACUGCCACAAGAAAAAUUUCCUUCAUCGAGAUAUCAAAUGUUCUAACAUCUUGCUUAAUAACAGUGGUCGGAUCAAAUUGGCUGAUUUUGGACUUGCCCGGUUGUACAAUUCUGAGGAGAGCCGUCCAUACACAAAUAAGGUUAUUACACUGUGGUAUCGACCACCUGAACUGCUGUUAGGAGAGGAGCGUUACUCACCUGCCAUAGAUGUGUGGAGUUGUGGGUGUAUUCUUGGAGAACUUUUUACUAGGAGACCUAUUUUUCAAGCCAACCAAGAACUGCUUCAGUUAGAGUUAAUCAGCCGAUUGUGUGGUAGUCCUUGUCCAGCAGUCUGGCCUGAUGUAAUCAAGUUGCCAUACUUCAACACUAUGAAACCAAAGAAGCAGUAUCGUCGGCGACUGCGAGAGGAGUUUGCAACCUUACCUCCUCCUGCUCUUGAUCUACUAGAUCACAUGCUUACUCUCGAUCCCAGCAAACGCUGCACAGCUGAGCAAGCUAUUCAUAGUGAGUUCCUGAGAGAUGUUGACCCCAGCAAAAUGGCUACUCCAAAUCUUCCAUACUGGCAAGACUGCCAUGAGCUUUGGAGUAAGAAGCGACGAAGGCAACGCCAAAGUGGGAUUGUGGAGGAGCCCCCACCCUCAAAGAUUGCUCGUAAAGAUCCUGUAUCUGGAACUGGUGCAGAGAGUAGCACUGUAACCAGCCCACAACGUGCUCCACCACCGCAGGCACAAAAGCAGACCACAGAGGGAAGUGUAGGAGGCUUUGGAGACAUUACCAGCCAGCUGAAUCCAAAUGAAUUAGCUGUUUUACUAAAGCUGCUUCAGAGUCAGAAUGACCUCAGUCAUCCAUUGAUGGCACAGUUACUAAAUGCAAACUCUAACCCAGAGGCAAGGCAGCAGUGGGAGACCCUCAGUCAGUCUGUCACAAAUUUAACAGAAGCUGCCAGUACUCAGCAGGACUCUCAGAAUCAGGUAACAGUGGCAGUUGCUCCUACAUCUGUGACUCUAACUACACUGGCAGCAGAAGCAGCAGUCAGUACAAAAGAACCAGCUGCUGUCCUUCAGUCUUUACUUGCAUCUGAGCGGCCAGUGGUGGAGCAUCCCGGCAGUGAGGAAGAUGUGCAGAAUGUGCUGGCUGUCCUCUUGAGCCAGUUUAUCAAACCACCUGAAGCUGCCAUUGUAGCCAAGGAGAGUGAUGGUGAGAGAAGCGAUGUACAACACCAGCACCAAAAACAUGAAGAACAGGAAAAGACAGCUGCAGCGUUUUCUGACAAUAUUGCAGAUGGUGCUAAUACAGAUGAUAUGUCUGCAUCAUGUCCUGCUUCGGCUUUCACUCUGGAGAGACCACUUGAACCCCAUCAACCCCCAUCAUCCCUGCCUGAGAGGGACUUUGCAGACUCUUCCCAGGACCUCAGUCCAGCAGUUACAGCUGCUCUUUUUCAACUGCUGGCCCAACAGGACAGUAAGCAGCAGAGUAACAUAAAACAAGGAUGUCAGACCUCAAGACUGAUUGAUUAUAACAGAGCACAUUCAUCUAGGACGUACAGUGCAGAGGAUUCAGGAGGCAAACUCAGAAUUGCUGAAGAGACAGAUUCCACCUGUACUCUGUUGGAACCACCACAGCAUUCUCUGGGGAAAUCUGUAUUAUUUUCCAGUGCAGUGAGCCACCUUGGAGAAACAAGUAGUUAUCAGGGAACAGGUUCAAUGCAAUUUCCUGGGGAUCAAGACCUCCGGUUCUCCAGAAUUCCUGCAGCACCUCAUGUAUUGUUGGGUAUUUCUACUGUGACUUCUGAUAGAACCAGUAACGCAUCUGUGCACCAGGAAGUCAGAACUCAGAACUUCAUUGAAAUGGGGCAUGCAGGAGUUGGCCCCAGCAGUGCAGGGACAGGACAAAGCUGGGUUUCUUCACCACAGACUGCUGCAUAUGGAAAUAGCUACAGGGGACCGAGUAAAACGCUACCAAGAGGGGGAGGAGGUCGGGGUGUCCCUUUUUAGUUCGUACAGCUGACUGUAUUGUGUUUUCUUCUCUUCCCCCUCAGCACAUGAAAUAAAGUACCAGGGUUUCAUCUACGCAUGACUUUUGGAGGUAUCAGCGGUGUAAGUUUCACCCUUUGCUAAAGGGUGAUUUCCUAAUACAGUCUUUUAAACGUUAUUAGCAAGAUAGAUUGUCUUACACAGCAGUGUCUGUUAAGAGCAGUCAGACAGUGGUGGUCAGCAGAUGAAAAUGCUAUCUCUACCUGUGAGUGGUACCAGAAUAGCUCUUGGUAUAGUCUUGGGCAAGGGAGGGGUGUUUAUUUGCUCAGUUUUUACACUUCUUAGGCACUGAAUGCAAAGUAAGCUGAGCUGAAGCCCAGGGUUCCACAAAACUGAAUCUAGAGCAGUACAUAAAUACAGAAAACACCCAAGCUCUCUUGGUCGCAGUUGUAACCCACUAUUGAACUUCAAGGGAGCUAUUUAAAAGGGUGCCUAGCAACAAUACCACAACUCUGUUCAGUGUGGAUUAUGCUGGGCAUUUAAUGGACUAAAACAGUUACUACUUUUUUUUUUUUUUUUUUUUUUAACUUGGUGAGCUUGGUGAUUAAGAAAUAGCUGACAGGUUAAGGGCAUAUAGGGCUCAAGGUGCAUUUUGGAGGUACAAAGCAGACAUUCUGAUGCUCAAUCUUAGAGUCAGAGAAUUCAGACAAAUAAUUUAAAAACUAUUUAAGAAGAACGCUUAGUAGCUGGAGUUUGUUUUCCAUUGUGGAAGGAUAGAAUAAUGGCGUAUUAUACAUGCUGUGCUAUCACAGGUCUUUUAUCAUUCCAUCUCUUUGCUGCUGUUAAAAAAAACAGCCAGUAGUAUUACCUCUACUGAAACUUAAUAGGCUGGUUAUAAUUUCUGAAUGUAUAAUGAUGAGAUUUCUUCUGGGGAAACAUGCUUCAUUCCAGAAUAUUUGACAAAGGAGAGAGGACCCUACAGUAUUGAUGUGUAGAGUAUUGCAGUAAAAUGGGCCAUAUGCGUUGUUGUAACUGAAUGAAUGGUUAUUUUAUUUUUUAUAGCAGUGCACACACAAGUGGUUGGUGCCAGGAGAGCCCCCCCAAAUAUCUUUGAAACACAGUUUCAGGCAACUGUCAGUUUAUGUAGAUAAAGCCAUGGGGUGAAGAUGUACUUAUUUUCUUAAAUAAGUGGAGUAUUACAAACUUUUAGUGAACCGUGGGAGGCUGGGGGCAUGUUUGCAGUUUUGAUUGUAAAUCUUUUUUUAAACUACAAGGCCAUGCCUGCGAGGACAAAAUACUGUAUGCAAAGUGCACUAAUAAAAUUUCUGUCAUUUUUAUUGAAACUGCAUCAUUCAUCUUUAGUCUCCAGUCAGACGGGGAUCCUCGCCUUUUAUAACACAUGUAUUUUUAUGUGUUGUCCCUUUUAUAUACCACCCCCCCUUUUAUUUUUUAUAGAAAAUUUUGACAGUGCUUGCAGCUGCACGUCAGACAUCUUUGUUUUUUUUGUUUGUUUUUUUGCUCAUUAGGAAUGGUUCCAACCUUUUUUUUUUUUUUGUAGCAGUUGUCUUUUUUUUUUUUUUGCUUGAAGGAGCUCAUCAGACACAGUUUUCAAAUGUCCUGGCAUGGAAUAAGCUAAAUGUACAACUUGUAGGAUGCACACACAAUGUCUGCAUUUAUUGCAUUCUGCCUGUAGAGUGGUCAGAUGCCCUUAAUAUGAUUGUCACAAUUUGACACAGAUGCGCAUAGAAAUGUGUGCCCAGAUAUCUUAUCUUGCAGACUGCUGCAGUGCACACUCUCUGCCAGAAUGGUAUUCAUGUAAGCAAGUCAGCUGUUGGGCAGUGAUUCUUCUGUUUAUUGCUUUCAUCUGUUUUUAAAGUCCUGCCUCUGUUCGUUGUCGCUAAAUUAUUUUGUAACAGCAGUACAACAGCCGUUUUCACAUUCUGAUUUUCCCUUCUUACUAAAACUGUUACUAUUUUAGUUUUUGUUACCAGUUUGAAGAACUGGACAGCAUAAAUACAUUGUCCACACCCCCCAGUACUGACAGCUGUGAACUUGCAGAUCAGUUUUUGCCCGGCUUCAUAACAUGUAUAGUUUACUUUCUUGGUGCUUAAGUUACAGUGAUGAUUAGGCUGAAUUCUGAUUGAUAAAUUAAAUUUUGGGUAUCUCUAAAUGAGUACUUCAUCUGGUUUCAGGAGAAACUUACACUAGCCUCCAGCAUGCUUCAGUCAGACAUCCAUAUUACUUCUGCCUUCCCUUCUGCUUUUACAGUCCAGUGUCUGGACUAUACAGAGAUUUCUUUAACACUAGAUUUGAGGACUUUUCAGUUUAGGAGCAGGCAUAGUCUUUAGUUUAAUUUGUAAUGCCUUUUCUUUCUCCUUACUUGUGCAUAACAGCAGUCAUUUGUUGAUCAUCAUCUCACCUCCUGUCCAUCAGUUUAAUUUAAUUUACAAGACGACAGCUACACAGCAUCAGACAACGUGUCAAGAUUUUCCUGUAAGUGUUCUCUGAAUUUGGUUGUAUGUAAUGUUCAGCUGUUGAGAAACUUUAUCUUGUGUGUUAUAAAAACAAAAAAAGUUUUUUUUAAUGCUGUUCAUAUGUUUUAUAAACAGGAUUGUUGCACAGUUGCAAGAUGAUGUAAAUGUACAGUUUAGUCAGUAAGCUCACCACUCGUUCUGUGAAGAAAGGGAGAAGGAACAAAAGUAUUUUUGGACAAGAUUGAGUCAAUUCUUUGACACAUUAACUUUUUAUCUAAACAAUGUAACUGGAAAUCUACAUUUUUCCAUGACAAGGUAAAGGUAAUUGAUCGUUCCCAUUUGAGGAAUUCAUGUGUGUGUUCAGAUGCUAUCAGAAGUCGUCUGUCAAACAGCUGCUAUUUCUCACCACCUCUCUGCUUGAACUUUGUACAGAAAAAGAGUAGUGUCUGGACAUUAAGACCUGGAAUGCUGUAUUAGCAUUGGGUUUUGACAGACAAAAAUAGAUCCUUCUUUGUAAUUUAAGAAGAAUAUUGUUCUUGACAUCUUGGACACCAUUUUUGGUCGUACCUGCGUCUGUGUACAUAUAUUUUGUAAUGUAUAAAAUUUCAGAUUUUUUUCUUCAGUUUAUAAAUUCCAAAGUGGAGAUUGAGAAAUUAAAUAUUUCCUAUAA